GCCCAUUAUAGCACUGUACGCUGCUCAUCAGUUGUCACACACAUGCACACAGCACAGGCUCAAACCGUCAACGUGGCACACACACAUCACCAGAGGACUGCAAAAACACACAAAGAGUGAAUGAACUGAGCCUGAAGAAACCAUGGGAGGUCAGUACUCCAUUUUCAGGAGGAGUAAAACAAAGGACAAGGAGAAAAGACGUGGAAAGAAACACAUCUGCACCACGGUGAAGGACAAGUCCUCUCUUAUUCCAAAAACACAGUCUCUGCUGAAGGAGGAGGAGCCAGUCACAGAGAGGAAAGAGGAGGAGUUUUCACAUCUGCCACAAGUGGAAUCUUCCUCUGAAAACACACAGGAUGGAAUUGACAACAGCAGCAGUAUGAAGGAGAGCAGCACUGUGACACAUCAGUGUGCUGCUGAACUUCACCCAGGUCCUUCCAUUGCUGAAACCUGCAAAUCAGGUUUAGCCAAAGAGCAAGAAGAAGCUGCCUGGGUGGACAAGAACAUGCCUGAUCUCAUUCAGAACGUCACUUCAGUGAUGGCAAUAGCGGACCAGAUGCGCAGGUUUAUCCAUGACGAAAUGUACGCUGAGAUCUUUGCUGCCACAACCAACCAGAAGAAGAUGAGGCUCAUGUUCUCAACUCUAACAUGUCUCGAAGUCAAAUCAGCCUUUUACAGAGUCCUUCAAGACAUUCAACCAAGUCUUUUUGAAACAGAAGAUACCAUUAAAGAAGUCAUCAAAAAGCAUAAAGCCUACCUGAAGGAAUUGUGCAGUUAUGAGCUGGAAGGCAACGAGAAAGACUGGAAGAACAGGAAAUCAUUAGAAAAAAUGUACACAGAACUCCACAUUAUACAGGGUGAGAGUGAAAAUGUCAAUGAAGAACAUGAGAUAUGGGAGAUUGAAGCAAAGACAAGGAACCAAAAAGCCGACGGCACUAAAAUUAACUGCAAUGACAUCUUCAAACCUCUAACAGAUGACAGUAUGACAUGUGAGCAAGCCAACUCUAUCAGAACUGUGAUGACAAAAGGCAUUGCUGGAAUUGGCAAAACUGUCUCUGUGAAGAAGUUCAUCAUUGAUUGGGUAGAUGGGAAGGCCAAUAACGACUUGGAUUUUGUCUUCUUUCUCCCAUUUAGGGAGUUAAACCUAUACAAAGGUGAUAACUUUAGUCUUGAGACACUUGUGGAACAGUUCAGCCCAGCACUUAAAAACAUUACAGUAAGAAAAAUAUUCACCACCCACAAAGUUUUGUUCAUUUUCGAUGGUCUUGAUGAAACCCAACUGAAAUUAGAUCUAAAAAAUACAGGCAAACUGAAAGAUUCCUCAAAGAUAAUACAGACUUGUUCUGAGAUGCCAGCAGUUGACGUUCUGGUGACAAACCUAAUCCGAAAGGAUCUUCUUGAUUCUGCACUCAUUUGGAUAACCUCAAGACCUGGAGCAGUGCAUCGCAUUCAACGUCGGUACAUCGAUCAGUGGACUGAGGUCAGAGGGUUUAAUGACCCCCAAAAAGAAGAGUACUUCAGAAAGCAAGUCAAAGACAAGGAAGUAGCUGAAAAAAUUAUUGACCACAUCACAGGCUCCCGGAGCUUGUACAUUAUGUGUCACAUUCCCAUCUUCUGUUGGAUUUCUGCAAAGGUUCUGGAGUAUUUCUUGAAAAAAGGUAACAAGACUCAAGAUAGAAUUCAACAGAUACCUGCGACUCUGACUGAGAUGUACACACACUUCCUCCUCAUUCAAACAGAGUUUGCCAGUGAGAAAUACCAACCCCAGAAUGAAUGCGAAAUAGAGAAGAUCUUGAUGCUGAGCAAAGACUUUAUUUUGAAACUAGGCCGUAUGGCAUUUGAACAUUUAGAACGAAGCAGUGUCAUGUUCUACGAGGAGGAUCUGAAGCAAUACGGUAUUGACACAGUCAAUGCUGGAGUUUACUGUGGGUUGUGCACAGAGAUGUUCAAAUGUGACGCUGUGGUCCAUAAAAAGAAAGUGUAUUGCUUCGUGCAUCUGACAGUCCAGGAGUAUUUUGCUGCACUGUUUGUGUACCACAGUUACACCGUUAAGAACAUCAAUUGUCCAUGUCUUAAGGAUUUCCUCCUCAAAGGGUCUGAAGAAGACCUGAAGCUGGAAUUGGAUAAAGAUCCUGUUGAUCUUCCACUGAUAGACUUCUUGGAAAUUUCAAUUGGUAAUUCAACACAGAGAAGGACUGGAGAACUGGACAUGUUCCUGAGGUUCCUCAUCGGCAUGUGCCUGAAAUCUACGCAGGAGCUCCUCCAAGGUCUGAUGAAACAGGAAGAGGACCACUCAGAAGUUGUUGAAGAAAUUUGAAAUAUUCUGAUAUUAAUAGAUCUGGGGGACUGCUCACCAGAAAGAUGUUUGAACCUUGUUCACUGCCUGUUUGAGGUGAAAGACACAUCCCUACAUGAUACUGUACAACAGUAUAUAGAACUAAAUAAGCAACCAGAAACACCGCUGUCCCCAGUUCAGUGCUCAGCUCUGGCCAAUUCAAUUCUAAUGUCAAAUACACCUCGAGAAGAAUUUGACCUUAAGAACUGCAGACCUACAGCACAAGGUAUUUUCAGGCUUCUUCCAGCUGUGAGGAACUGCAGGAAAGCAAUAAUCUCAGGUGUGAGUCUCGAUUCUUGGCAUUGUGAAACAAUAUCGUCGGCCCUUCAAAUGCCAAAGUCAGUGCUGACUGAACUGCACAUCUUACACAGUUAUUUUUUUGACAAAUACACACACAUCUUGGUUGAUGGACUGACAGAUGCCAACUGCAGACUGGAAGUUCUGAGUCUUUCAGGCAAUGGAAUCUCAGCCUGUGUUUGUGAACAACUGGCAUCAGCAGUGAAUUCGCUUAUGCCGAAUCUAAGAGAACUGGAGCUGAGUGAUAACUUACUGGAAGACUCGCUGGAGUCAGUGAUUCGUGUCGCACUCAGCAGCUCGAAACUGAAGAAACUCAGGUUGAACCGAAAUUGUAACAUUGCAGUCACCUGUCAGGAGUUGGUGAGAGCAUUCACAUCUAAACAAUGCAACCUGCAUGAGCUAGAUCUGCGUUACAGCAGGUUUAUGGACUCAGAAAUGGAGAUCCUCGCUGCCGGGCUAAAGAGCACACACUGUAUCCUGGAGGUCUUGAGUCUCAGUAAUAAUGACCUCACUGACAAAGGAUGUAAUACGUUGGCGUCGGCCCUCAGUUGCACUCCAUCACACCUGAGAGAUCUGGACCUGAGCUACAACGACCUUCGGGACUCGGGUGUGAUGGCCCUCUGUAUGGCACUGAACAGUCCAAACUGUGUUCUGGAAACACUGAGGUUAUCAUUCUGCAAAGUAAAACAAGAUGGUUGUACUUUCCUGGCUUCUGCUUUGACCUCUGACCUCUGUAGGCUCAAGGAGCUUGACCUGAGCUUUAAUCACCUGACAGAUGAAGGAGUCAAUCUGCUGACUGAUGCUCACUGCAGUCUGGAGAAACUGAAUGUUGAUCACAAUGAAGAAUGCUGGUAUGACUUGACUCAACUGAGAAAGUAUGCCUGUGAUCUGAGCUUUGAUCCCAACACAGCAGGCGUAGAUGUCAUUUUGAGUGAGGGGAACAAAACGGCGAGACAUACAGAUGAGAGCCAGCCAUAUCCUGAUCAUCCAGACCGGUUCAGCUCCUAUCAGGUGCUGUGCAAAGAGGGACUCACCGGGCGGCAUUACUGGGAAGUAAACUGUUGCAAAUCUGACGUUGGUGUGGCGUACUGGGGUAUGAAGAGACAAAGUGAUUGGUCACCAGAAUGCAGUCUGGGAAAAAAUGAAAAGUCCUGGUGCUUGUCCUACGAAGGCCACUUUUAUCACAACGAUUCCCAUGUAAGACUUCUGGAAUGCAAAUUUAGAACAGUAGGUGUGUACAUGGACUGGCCAGCAGGUAUUCUGUCCUUUUUUGAGGUCUUUCCUGACACGCUGAUCCAUCUGUACACCGUCCACACAACUUUCACUGAGGCCCUCCAUCCUGGAUUUGCUUUGGAUUAUUGGGGAUCCGUCUCCCUCAGUCAUACAGACCAUGUAAACUCCUCAGAGCACAAUGUGUGAUGAUGAAGGUAACAGCAAACCUGAUACAGCUUUUGUAGUGUUCAUGGUAAAAAGUUUUUCAGCUUCUCCCUUUUCCACUUGGAGUCACCACAGUAGACCCACUACAUGUUGAUUUGACGCAACUUUUGCACCAGAUGCCCUUCCUGACUCAACUCUGCAUUACAUGGCGAACGAGCCCAGGUGGUCUUGAACCACAAACCUACGAGUGUGAACACAAGUGCAGUAACCACUUGGCCAUCACGCUGGCUGUAAUAUUUCUGAUACAUUUUUGUUUAAUACAGAGUGAAAUGAUGCAGAAACAUGGGAGUCGUAAGCCAAGAUUUUAUCGUUUUUUGUUUUUUUUAAUCAAACUUUCUGUUCUGCAAUGCCAUGGACCCGAAUUCAACAGAUGAAAUUUGUUGUAUGUACUCUCUCCAAUCAGAAAUGUUGCAGGUAUCUUAGUGGGUUUACUCACCAGUCUUCCACAGUCACUCAGGUUUGAAGACAACUGCUUUGGAACGACUGACAAUGCAUUAAAACAUUCAUUCCUAGAAUGAAUGUUUUCAUAGACAAACUCAGGACAACAUUAGGAGGGUUCUGCACAUAAUGAGGGAGGUUCAUAAGCAAAAACUGGAGACCUUGAUAUUGAGCUUAGAUGCGGAAAAAGCAUUUGACUCAGUGAUAUGGUCCUUUUUAUAUAAGGUGCUUGGAAAAUUUGGUUUCGAUAAAUCUAUAAUUGAUGUUAUUUCAAGUUUAUACAACAAACCAACAGCCAGAAUAAAAAUUAAUGGAGACCUCACUGAUUCAUUCAUACUAGAGCGCGGGACUCAUCAGGGGUGUGGCAUCUCGCCCCUCCUCUUCGCCUUGUUUAUUGAACCACUGAGCCAGUGGAUCAGGCAGAGAACAGAUAUAACGGGAGUGAGGACAUUGGGAGGGGAGCAGAAGUUGGCACUUUUUGCAGAUGAUUUGUUACUGACUUUAUCCCACCCCACACAGGUUGUUCCAAAGAUCAUUAUUAUUAGAAUAUGGUUCAUUAUCGGGGUACAAGGUUAACGUAAGUAAAACACAGGCACUAACUCUAAAUUAUGUCCCACCAGAAGCAAUCAAGGAAAAUUAUAGAUGGAAGUGGAAUGCGGUCAGUAUCAAAUACCUAGGGGUGGUAUUGCACCGAGAAUUAGAUAAAAUGUUUGAGGCUAACUAUGGUCCUCUGAAUAUAUCACUAAAGUCUGAUAUGCAAAGGUGGAACACCAUACCUUUCUUGGAUCUACACUCUAGGAUCGAGUCAAUUAGAUUAAAUAUUCUUCCCCGAAUGCUCUAUCUAUUCCAAUGUUUACCAAUUCUAAUACCUAAAAAACAAUUUGCAGAGUGGGAUAAAAUGUUGGCAAAAUAUAUUUGGAAAGGGGAAAAGGCCAGAGUCAAAUACAAAACUUUGCAAUUAAAGAAGGAUAGGGGAGGUAGAGGUGUUCCAUGUUUGCAUGAAUACUAUUGUGCGGCCCAGUUAAGACCAUUAAUUUGUUUGUGUUCUCCGUUUUACACCGCAGGAUGGAAAGAUGUAGAGGGCACUACAGUUGGAGGAAUACCAGUCAAAGCUUUAUUAGCUGACAUCAAAUUGCAAAAUAAAAUCCACAUUACAGAGGAACCUAUAUCACAUGUAAUGUUAUCGGCUUAGAAUGAAGUAAUUAAAAUCUGUGGUCUGGAGAAUGCUUCUAAAAUACUAAGAUGGUGUGCAUAUGACUCAGAUUUUACCCCAAAUCAAAAAGAUGGACGCUUUAAAAGCUGCAUUUUAAAAGGGCUGACUGAUUACUAUUCAUUUGUUCAUAAGGGGGCGCUAAAUUCAUUUGAAACCUUGCAAGGGAAACAUGGUUUGGGCUCAGUUGAUUUCUUUAGGUAUCUUCAGAUCAGGCACUAUUUUAAUCAGGACCUUAAAAUAAAUUUGAAUGACCUGGGAUUUGUGGAAACAUUUAUAUCAUUAACUACUAAAAUGGGGGCACAAAAACAUAAAAUUGUAUCCAAGCUAUACAACAGCAUCUUGCAGUGUAAAAGGGACAACACACUUUAUGUUAAAGACAGGUGGGAAAAAGAAGGUAAUCUGAAAAUCACAGAAGAAUGUUGGGAACAGAUAUGUGAGACACAAUGGGUUACGACUGGGUCCAGUGUAUGGCGUGAAUUUUGCUGGAAAAAUGUCAUGAGAUUUUUUUGUCACCCCUGCACAGAAGAGAUAUCGAGGAACGGGUGAUAUUUGUUGGAGAUGUGGGGGGGAGCCAACCAUUUCCACAUUUUCUGGGACUGCCGAGUCAUUCAUCAGUAUUGGAUUAGGAUUCAUGAACAUAUACAGAAUGUGUUUGCACUUGUUUUUCCAUUUAAUUUUGAAACCUUGUACUUGAGUAACAUAACAGUAGAUAAACUGGACUCUAAAGACAAGAAACUAUUGUAUAUUUUACUGGCAGCAAGUAAAAAGGCUCUAACGAGGAGAUGGCUCAAACCUGAACCACCAACAAUUGAGGACUGGAUAAACAUUGUGCACGAAAUUUACACAAUGGAAAAACUGUCUUUCUCUCUCAAAGUGCAGAGAGACGCUUUCUAUAGAAUCUGGUCAAAGUGGAUGGAAUAUGUUAAACCGGUGAGAUCUGAUUUUUUCUGAAAACUGCUACUUUGAUAAUGAGUGCUCAUGGAUGUAACUAUUUAUGUGGAUGUUGUAAAGAUGUUGCUGUAUUAUGGCUCCCACGCCACCCGCACACAUGUUCUUUUGGUUUGGUCAAAAAAAAGUUAAAAAGGGUAAAGCAAAAAUAUUGUAUUGAAAGUAUUAUAAUUUUGUCAUUGAAGUGUAAAUUUUAUGUUGCUUUACAAUAAUAGUUAAAAAAAAAAAACAUUCAUUCCAUUUCUUAAUGAUUGAUUUCACUGAACUCCAAAAGUGAUCAUUUGUUCAUGUUCAGGAGUGCAUGUAAUACAUUAUUUUGUGUUUGA
This is a messenger RNA of Thalassophryne amazonica, 6994 nucleotides long. Its product is annotated as protein NLRC3-like. Gene Ontology annotation, molecular function: protein binding. The transcript has 12 exons. NCBI's taxonomy places the organism in Eukaryota, Metazoa, Chordata, Actinopteri, Batrachoidiformes, Batrachoididae. The record is from RefSeq and is a predicted model, not a curated record.